CUGUGCCGACGCCCGUCACCGGACGGACCCGUACUCAGGGGUCGUAUUGUGGAGACUGAGGCCUAUUUGGGCGCCGAAGACAAGGCGAGCGCCACCUAUAAUGGCCGUCGGACUGAGCGCUUGGAACCGCUGUACAUGAGUGGCGGCACGUGUUUCGUGUACUUCACGUACGGCAUGUAUUACUGCAUGAAUCUGUCGGUGGCUGGCGAUGGACAGGCGGUGCUGUUGCGUGCGGUGCAGCCGUUGGAGGGCUUGGAGGCUAUGCAACGAUUGCGGGCGAAGUCGAGGAAAACCAAAACCGACAAACCGUUCGCCGAUAAGAUGCUGGCGAACGGGCCGUCGAAACUGUGUAUGGCUUUCGACAUCAAUAAGGAUAACGUGAAUAAGGAAGACAUCACUGACAGUACACUGAUUUGGUUGGAAUCGGGAGAUGCCGUUCCCGACGAGGAUAUCGUGUGCGCCAAACGGGUCGGUAUAGACCGGGCGCCUAAGGAGUGGGCGAACAAACUCCUCAGGUUUUACAUCAAAGACAACGAAUUUAUUAGUCAGAAGUAG
This is a messenger RNA of Oppiella nova, 555 nucleotides long. The record is from the annotation of a GenBank genome assembly. Lineage: Eukaryota; Metazoa; Arthropoda; Arachnida; Sarcoptiformes; Oppiidae.